Molecule: messenger RNA, 3708 nt
Organism: Amoebophrya sp. A120
Lineage: Eukaryota; Dinophyceae; Syndiniales; Amoebophryaceae
Source: the annotation of a GenBank genome assembly
AUGAUGCGCCUUGCCGUUGGUCGUGGUGCUCAGGCUUUACGGAGACCGUCUCAAAUGAGACCACUCUUCACGAGGUCCUUCGCGCAGCAGUUCCCGGUGUCGAAGCAAACAGGUAAGCACGGACCUAUCUUUCUAAGUAAGUAGUUUGUUUAAUAAUAAGUGGUACUUCAUGUCGAUCUCGAUGUCGUGUGGGUCCGCUCUGAACAAUGUUGACAGCGCACAACAAGUACUUUUCAACAGAAAGUCCUCUAGGCUGUUGCACUUCUCAGUUUACAGUUUUUCUGUGUUGCUUCACAAACAGACGACACCCGAGGUAAAGGCGGAGAGCUGCACCCGAAACUCGGCGGAUUUCACAUUCCACGCGACAAGGGAAAAAGUCCGGAGCCGACAACGAACACCAACUUCGCAAAAACGCCCUCGGUCGAUACCAGUACUGCCGCCACUGCUUCUACGGCCGUGGAAGAGCAAACGGGCAGUACGGAGAACAGCAUGCUGCGGACAAACUCCCACUUUUAUGAUAAACAAACGUACAUGAUACCAAUGGUGAACCACAUUUGGAGCGAGGAGGAGAUUCGUGCUCGGCUGGAGAAGCCCCAGCCUGUGCAUGUGCCUAAAACCUGGUAUCCUGUACAGAAACGUCUCCACCUCCCCACAGUCAAGGUGUGACUUUGGCUACACAAUUCAACAAAUUUUGGCUGUUGUCGUGUACGACAAAUUUCGGAUCGUAGUGCAAUCGUUUUUAGAUAGUGUUGCCGCAUCAGAAAUGGCCCAGAUUCUCCUGAUUCUAGCAUCACCAACUCCCAGACAAGAUUAGAAAACGCCUCUUGCGUCGCUGCGCAUGAGAAGCAUUUGAGUCAUACAGAAACAGAUUUGCAUGACAAACAUGGGAUGGAGACGUUUUUACACAGGAUACCUUGGCGGACAAGUUCAUGUACCACCUCGUGAAGACCGUGCUGUAUCGGGGAUUCAACUUCGUCAUACGCAUUGUAAAUGUGUGUGGGUCUGGAACAAGACCGCAAAUUUGUGACGCCCCCUGUAGAUCACAUCAAUGUAUAAUAGGAAAAGCUGCCCUUUGCUUUUCUUUCUUCUUGUGACACAGAGUGUAGCUUCUUUUUUGCGGGAUAAACGUUGUAAAGUAAAAGUCUUGCGGCAAUCUGGGAUGCUAAGUAGGUCACUCAUUCCAGACCUCGAUGGGCAUGAAAAGUCUGCAUCGCAAAUACCUGCAUCCUCCCAGAGAACCUAGACAUAUUUGCAGUGGAUAUCUCACGGGCUUCGACUACAAGGACCCUACGCCGCGAUCCUGUGCCUACCGGCUCAUCAUCCUGGAAUCAAUCGCAGGGGUACAGCUUGACUGACACGCGCAACUUUUACUUAUUUCUCGGACUUCGCAGUACAACGCAUAACAUUAAAGAUACUUAGAUGAAAAGCUCCGGCGUGGCUUCGUUUGUUUGGGAGCCAACGAGGAACGCAUAUAGUUGUUUUUUACCGACUUGCCAAUACGAAUACUAUCCCAGCAAGACCGUGCUGAAAAUUGUAUCGCACUCUUCUGACACAAAGUUAUGCAUAAACAAACAUAACAGGUCCCCGGAAUGGUUGCAGGAGUGCUACGGCAUUUUCAUUCGUUGCGCACCUUGCGCAGAGACCACGGCUGGAUUCACACACUCAUCGAAGAGGCCCAGAAUGAUAUCGCAGAGAAAAGCAGCCUGUUUUUUCACUGUGACGAAAAUGUUGCGUAGUUUGCAUCGCGAAUUAGGUCAUGCCCAGCGCGUUGUGAGCGUGACCCCAUCGGGAUUGCGCAAACGCUGCUGUAUGAAUGUUUUGCCUUUUCUUGCGUCUUUGUCAUCAGGACAUCGAGAUUGGGAUGCAUUCUACUGUCUUCUUGCAUUCGACGCAAUACAGCGCCACGUGGACAUGCCAGUGUUUUUCCUGCGAUACAAAAACGCAUGCACCUGCUUGUUUGCAUGAAGAUGUUCGAUGCCGGAAUCCUGACCCGCACCGCUUGUGCGCUUGGGCAGAUCGGAAUCGUGACCUUCCUCACUGCCACUUAUAUGGUACGCAGAUACAAUUUGUUGCGAGAAGAUAAGAGUCCUGUGUGUAGCAAAGAUAGAUUUUUCCACCAAUUGAGUUUCGAGAGACACAGGCAUCUUCGUGGCUUGCUAUUGCAACGACGAGAGUCAGUGCACCGACAUAACGACCAUAAGUUUGUGCUUAUGUUGACACGACCACUACCCAGAGAUGUCUGACGGUCAAUGGUCGAUUGCCGCGCCAGGCAAGAACUGCACUCUCACUCCUAGGAAAAUCAGCCACUCUAUAUUUCCUUAGGUCCAUCCCAAAGCCCUCCACCGAUUUGUCGGGUACCUGGAAGAAACGGCAGUGCUUACGUACACGGACUUGGUUCGGCUGACGAGAACUCCGGGCACCAAACUGCACAAGGCUUGGGACGGCCUCCCGGCGCCGCCUUUGGCCAAGGCGUACUGGAACCUGAGGGAUGACGCGGAGUGGGUGCACGUGCUCGAGAACGUAUCAUAAUGAUUUAAAAAUCUUAUACUGCAUAAUUCGUUUUACUGUUCCCAAGUCGUAAAGAGUCCAUUUCUAUGCACUGAAACAAGAUUGAUUUUUCAUGUAUUUAUUCUCAUCUUCACAUCUUCAGUUGCUGGCCGACGAGACGCAUCAUCGGGACGUCAAUCACUGUUUUGCGGAUAUGGAUCAGGACGAAGCGAAUCCGUUUGUGGAUAGGCAUAUGCAGGACUUUGCACAGCAGCGGGACUUAACUUUCACGCCGAAGUAAACAACCAAAGCUAUCCAGAGGAUUGCGUCUGUUGAGCGAGGACAAGAUGUACCAGACAUGGCGACUACGACAUAUCUAUGGAUUAACGAUGUGGAGUUCAUUGGCAUUUUACUCCUACACAUAGCGAUGCACUUUAUUUAUGAAGAGCGUAAGUGGAAACAGGACGAAGCACAGGAAUAGUUUCAUACAGCACAAUCUCCUGUAGUUGAACAGGGUACUAUAUCUCUGUCUUUUCGAGAUUCUGCUCGUUUUUGCGAUGAAAUUAUCUCAGCUACUUAGAACUAUCUGCAAGCGUGUCUGUUGUAAGAUUGCAAUGAAUGACCAUGAUAUGAUGGUGUUUUGAUUUACCACUAUGCUUUUUCAUUUUUUUUUUUAUGUGCAGCACUCCACGUUUCCUAACUUUUGUUAGUUUGCGUUCUCAAAGCACUCACCCUACGGAAGAAACACGCAGUUCCAGCGGAGGUAUUAUAUGUAGAACACUGCCAGGCUUUUGUAGUUUUGGCGGAUCUUCAACGACGACAACGAACUGCGGCACCUGUACGGCACUGCAACGUGGCAAACUUCUUUUAGAUUUGUGUCGUACGAGCAGGAAAUUUUGUGAAUCUAUUUUUUAGCUAUAAGAGGAUUAAGAUUUAUGAUUGUUUCCAUCCGAUUAUCAAAAAAAUGCACUGUAUCUAUUAGGCCAUGAUUUUCCAAAAAAUGACUUUCUAGUCUUCCCAUGAGUGCUGGGGCGGAAAAAGGGUUCAUCCCUACGUACAGCAAAGUUCUGCAGAGGUAUUUACACCGAAAAACGUCAAUUGUGUAGGUCUGUUGCUGCAGAAACAAACCGAAUCACGUCAACGGAAGAAACAUACUGAUUUGAUUUGUAGUAGAUACCAGGUCAAGUAUCUGCCCGCGACUCUCGCGAAGUCGGAAAGUAU